This is a messenger RNA of Trichosurus vulpecula (common brushtail), 2493 nucleotides long. RefSeq names its product SRY-box transcription factor 18 (gene SOX18). The record is from RefSeq and is a predicted model, not a curated record. Gene Ontology annotation, molecular function: DNA-binding transcription factor activity, RNA polymerase II-specific; RNA polymerase II cis-regulatory region sequence-specific DNA binding. The transcript is spliced from 2 exons. The coding region runs from base 111 to 1451 and encodes 446 amino acids. Gene Ontology annotation, biological process: lymphangiogenesis; vasculogenesis; angiogenesis. NCBI's taxonomy places the organism in Eukaryota, Metazoa, Chordata, Mammalia, Diprotodontia, Phalangeridae.
CGCCCCCUCGGAUCCCCGCCGGCCGAAUCGUUCAGUCUCCACCCGCUGCCGUACGUGGCCUCGAGUUCUCCCCGUGGCUCAGUUCUGCCUCCAGGUCCCGUCCAGCUGGAAUGCAUAGAUCGCCACCCGUCUACGGGGCAGAGGACGUUCCGCAGGCCCGGCGCGACUGUUCAUGGGCCCCGGGGCCCGAGCCCGCAGCUGAGCCCCCCGGGCGCGCAGCCGCCGCCGCAGCAGCCUUCCGCGGUUCUAGUCCAGCGCUGACCGCAGCAGCAGCCGCGCCCGCCCGGACGCCCAGCCCGGCCCCCGGCCCCGGCUUCGCCUUCCGCCAGGGAGCUCCGGGGGCGCCCGCCUCCCCGCCAAGCCCCGAACCCAGUCCCGAGCCCCGCUAUGGCUACAGCCCACCACCGGGUCGUGCUGAGAGCAAACAGGGCGACGAUUCUCGCAUCCGCCGGCCCAUGAACGCCUUCAUGGUCUGGGCCAAAGACGAGCGCAAGCGACUGGCGCAACAGAACCCCGAUCUGCACAACGCAGUCCUCAGCAAAAUGCUGGGCCAGGCAUGGAAAGCCCUGACCACGGCCGAGAAGCGUCCCUUCGUGGAGGAGGCCGAACGGCUGCGUAUCCAGCACCUGCAGGAUCACCCCAACUACAAAUACCGCCCCCGGAGGAAGAAGCAGGCCAAGAAAACCCGGCGGCUGGAACCAAGUCUGCUGCUGCACGGCCUCUCGCAGCCGCCUAACGGCUCCAGCUGCGGCGCUGGAGCCGGCGCCGAGGGCUUUGCCGCAACACACUCGGGGGUCCCGGGCCACCAGCAACCACCCCCACUCAAUCACUUCAGGGAACUGCACCCGCUGGGCGCCGAGCUGGACAACUUCGGGCUGCCCACGCCCGAGAUGUCCCCUCUAGACGUGCUGGAGCCCAGCGAGCCAGCCUUCUUUCCGCCGCACAUGCAGGACGACUCCGGUAUCCUAGGCUUCCGCUCGCCCUACCCGCCACAGCUGGACUACGCCCCCGACAAGGCGCUGGCUCGGGACCUGGGGGGCCCCUACGGGCAACCCGCGGCUCCAGCACACCUGGCCGAGGCCCUAAGGACCGCCCCUCCGCCCCCGCCAGGCCUGUACUAUAGCCAGCUGUGCAGCCCUUCGGGUCCCGCCGGCCCCCGGGCCAGUGGCCUGUCCCCGCAUUUGGGCCAGCUCUCUCCCCCACCUGAGGUACACCACCUGGAUGGCGUGGAACAGCUGAGUUCGGCUGAGCUGUGGACCGACGUGGACCGCAAUGAGUUUGACCAGUAUCUAAACACGAGCCGGACUCGGCCAGAAGUGCCCGGGCUUGCGUACCAUGUGUCUCUGGCCAAGCUAACCCCUAGGACCCUGUCCUGCGAGGAGAGCAGUUUGAUAUCUGCGCUGUCUGACGCCAGCAGUGCGGUCUACUACAGCCCCUGCAUUAGCGGCUAGCUCCAAAUCCGCAGCCGCCUCGGGCCUCUGCUGUCCUGAAGCCCCUCCUGCCUUCCUCUUGGAGGCAGCGCCCCAAUAUAGUCAGGAGUCAUCAUUACUAUUUAGAGUAAUUCAUUAAAACACAUAGCGCUUCUUUUUAUUUUUUGUAUGUGCUCCAGUCACUGUUAUGCUACACACCUAUAUAGUACAAAUGUAUGUCUUCUUUCCAAAGCCAGGGAUAUAGUCAACCCCUGUACACAUAAAUAUUCAUACUGUGUAACGGGCACCCACCUUGUAAAGAGCCAAGAUACCCAAAUCCGAUGUUUCAACUCUGUCUCCCCCGCAUCACCUAGCUGAGAGAGAACAAGCCAGAUAGGGAGGGACUCAUGACAGCUGUCUUUCACUCCCUGUUACUUGCCUGCCGCAGGUGGGCAAGCAGCUCUUUGCAAGGCCUGUUUUACAUACAGGUUAGGCCUGUGGUUUUGGAAAAUAUUGGGUCGCUUUGUUUACAGAAGUUGUUUGAUGCCUCACUCCAGGGUCACAAUUUUCUACCACAUUUCUAAAACAUUGUCUACUCCACCAGCGAUGUUUUCAUUGGAUGAUAAGACUUAUUUUUACUAAACUUUUUUAUAUAUAAUAUGAUAUUUAAUUUUUUAUUAUCAAACUUUUUAAAACUGUUUUUCUUUCUGGGGAUGUUCCCCCAGAUCAGAAGCAUUGAUGUAGCAAGGUCAGUUUUAUAUUAAGAAAAAAAAAAGUUGUUUAAAAAAAAAAAUAAGGAAAAGGAACCUAGGGCAGAAAUCUGCUAGUACACUGGGAGUAGAAUAACCUUAGGCUGUUCAGCCUUUAUCCAGACCACUUCAGAGUAUCUGUAUCAAAAAGCUAGACAGGUUAUAUUCCAGCAUCCCCAAAGCUUUGGUUCAGCCUUGGAGGCAAUUUUUCUAUAGCAUUUGGAGGAUCUCUGCUUCCUUAUUCUCAACAACAUUCACUGGGCACCUGGGCUCCUAAGUAAUUAGGGUCAAGGUCAUGAGAGUGUCCUGAAUAAACCACCUCAGCCUUUUCUAUA